AUGCCAGACGACGAGCCGCCGAGACGAUCGAUGGUCGGAGUACCGCCGACGAGAAGAGCUCGCGGAGGCAACACGCCAGCGGCUUCAUCCUCCACUCCUUCGGCUCCUCGCUCCUCAGCUCGCGCCGCAAAACGAGUGAAAAAAGAGGAGCCAGAAGAGGAGGAAUACAAGACGAGUGAUCAGGAGAAGAGCGAAGAAGAAGUGGAAUCUGAGGAUUCUGGAGAUGAGAUGACGACGCCUUCAAGGGGAAAAACUCCCGGAGCCGGGAAAGGAAAGAAGAAAAGAGUUCCACUCACAGAUUAUCAUUUGAAGAAGAAGAAGAUACUGGCGAGAAAAGCGGCGAGAGAGGCUGAAAAAGAGAGAGAAGCAGAGAUGGAAGUGGAGGAAGUGGAGAAGGAACCGACUCCGCCCCCUCCACGGAAGCCGCCGGCGUUCUCGAGUUAUACACCGAUUCAGUUGAUGCAGGAUCAUAUCAUUCGGAAACUUGUCGAGAAGGAUCCCGAUCAGUAUUUCUCGUUUCCGGUUACAGAGGCAAUGGCACCGGGGUAUAGCCAGAUUAUUACGAAGCCGAUGGAUAUGCAGACGAUUCGCGAAAAAAUCGAGGAUGGACUCUACCCAUCACUCCCGCUGAUGAAAGAAGACGCUCAACUAAUUGUGGCAAACGCGCUCCAAUACAACCAACCGACUACCGUAUUCUAUCUAGCCGCGAAACGUCUCUCCAACCUCAUCGCCUAUUAUUUCGGCGAGCAAUAUCUCCGAUUCCUCUUCCAUUCCCUCCCAUCCGCCAACAAGAUCCCAUUCGAACUCGUCGGAAUUCGUCCACUAGCUACCGUAACCCACGAUAAACCCGUAAAUCGGCGCAAGGCGUUUCUCAAAGACGGAAUGACGUCAGAGGAUUGUCUACAGAGCGCGGAUGCCAAGAUUCGAGAUCGCCUUUCCGCGAAAUUGCCGGAUUUGAAAUCAGCGUCGCAGAAAAUGGCGAAACUUGGGUUUUUAUCCGAGAAAAAUGGGACGGUCGUGUUGAAUGUGGUGGCUGGAGGGGAUUCAGGGGAUUCUGAUAAGGGACCUCAUCAUCAGAUGACGUCGUCAGAGAACAGUGCUCCACGACGAGUGACUCUCGGAGACAUUGUCGGACCACUUGAAGAGGGAACGACCGGAAUGAUUCAGAUGGCAGAUCACCGUCUGUUCUCACAGGCGCCCGUCAAUUAUCUGAAUUACGGUCCGUUCUCGUCGUUCGCACCGAUGUACGACUCGACUUGGUCUACUAUGACCAAAACGGAUACUGACAUGUUUUUGAGGGUUUACGGAGAGAAGUCGAAUGCGGCGGCCGCCGUUUCGAUGCGCAGUUUUGUGGAGAAUUGUCCAGAGUUUGCGGAGAUCGUCGAAAAAAAGCUGAACGGAUUGACGGAUGACGAGCACUCGAAGACGAUAAAGAAUCUGAAUCAAGAAAAAGAUGAAAUCGACGAUUUGAUGAUGGAAAACGAAGAGUAUAGGAAUCAAACCGUCCUCUCACUCCUCAACGAUGUCACUAGUAUCUCGAAUUUCGGAAUUGACGUUGGAUUCUUGAAGGAUAUUAGACAGGAGAUUCUCGUUCCAGUACCGGAAUCCGAGCCACCAGUGACGGAGCCUCUACCAGAAUACAUGAUGGAUAUCAAUCAUAUGAAUGUUCAACAACAACUCGAUCACAUUGGUCAAGAGAUCAAAGAUCUCGCCCAUCUCCAACAGGAUCGUCUCUGCCAACCGCCACCUCAAAUGUUGCUUACAGUACCCGAACCGUCGCCCAUUGAACAGAAAUUGGCGGAGAACGUGCAGCAACACUUGGCUCAUCAAAUGGCGACGCACACGAUUCCGGAGGCGUUCGUCACCGAUGCGGCACUUCACGACGCCAUCGGAGUGGAUAUGGAUGACGGAGAUUUGUUCAGCGAGUUCUUUGUGACGCAGUGA
Caenorhabditis remanei is the source of this 1944-nucleotide messenger RNA. RefSeq lists its product as uncharacterized. The record is from RefSeq and is a predicted model, not a curated record. NCBI's taxonomy places the organism in Eukaryota, Metazoa, Nematoda, Chromadorea, Rhabditida, Rhabditidae. The coding region runs from base 1 to 1944 and encodes 647 amino acids. The transcript has 6 exons. Gene Ontology annotation, biological process: regulation of transcription by RNA polymerase II. Gene Ontology annotation, cellular component: nucleus.